This is a messenger RNA of Hypanus sabinus (Atlantic stingray), 3834 nucleotides long. It is a transcript of the gene grin3a, whose product is annotated as glutamate receptor, ionotropic, N-methyl-D-aspartate 3A. The record is from RefSeq and is a predicted model, not a curated record. NCBI's taxonomy places the organism in Eukaryota, Metazoa, Chordata, Chondrichthyes, Myliobatiformes, Dasyatidae. Gene Ontology annotation, cellular component: postsynaptic membrane; plasma membrane. Gene Ontology annotation, biological process: ionotropic glutamate receptor signaling pathway; monoatomic ion transport; synaptic transmission, glutamatergic. Gene Ontology annotation, molecular function: transmitter-gated monoatomic ion channel activity involved in regulation of postsynaptic membrane potential; NMDA glutamate receptor activity. The coding region runs from base 1 to 3210 and encodes 1069 amino acids. The transcript is spliced from 9 exons.
AUGAGAGUGCUGGAGGGUGGCCGAGUGCUCCCGGGGGUUUUUAUCCUCCCUCUCUGCGCCUUGCUGCUGCUCUUACUGCUCCUGAGCAGCGCACCUGCCUCUCGGAGCCACCCUCAGCCCUGCCGGAUUCUCAAGCGCAUCGGACACACGGUGCGCCUGGGAGCCGUGCUCUUGCUGCCUUCUCUGCCCAAUAACAAGCUGAGGGGCGAGAAGGAGCAGGGGCUGGGGUUGUCCGCUACCCACAGCCGCCAGGACGCCCGGGAAGCGCUGCUGCGCGCCGCCCGCCAGCUGAACGCCAGGCACGGCAUGCUGCCUUACAACCUGUCGGUGGAGGUGGUGAUGGGGAUGGAGACGGGGUUGGGCGAGCUGCCGGUCUUCAGCGUACCCCCGGAUUCCCGCAGGGACCCGCAGUCCUUCCUGGAGAGUGUCUGCCAUACGGUGGUGGUGCAAGGGGUCACGGCAAUUCUCGCCUUCCCGCAGACGACAGGGGAACUGUUACAACUGGAGUUCCUGUCUUCCACCAUCCAAAUCCCCGUGGUCAGCAUCGUAGCAAAGGAAUAUCAUAGAAAAUCGAAGAAUCCCCUCCAUCUGCAGAUGAGCCUGGAAAAUUCUCACCCCACCCACGCAGACAUUCUUAUUUUUCUCCUGACGAUGAAUAGUUGGUACGACGUCAGCCUGGUUCUGUGCCAAGAGUGGAAUGUGACCAACUUCCUCAGCCUUUUGUAUAACAAUUCCAAGUUUCACCUCGGGACCAUUUUCAACAUCACAGAAGACAGUGAUGACAAUGAUUUUCUCAGUUACCUGCAAGGGUACUUGGCUGCAGCUAAAGAGGUGUCUUUGUCCAUCAUCACUUUUGGCUGUGAUAUUGAUCACUUCCAAAAGAUUUUCCAGUUGGCAACAAACUAUGGAUUGACGCUGGCAGAACACCAUUGGAUUCUAGGUGACUCUCAAAAUGUGGAGGAGCUAAGGACUGAGGGAUUUCCCAUGGGUCUGUUGGCCCAUGGUAAAACGACUGAACCUGUUUUCCACAACUAUGUACAGGAUGCAUUGGAACUGAUAGCCAGAGCAGUAACCACUGCAGCCUAUGUCAGACCAGAUUUGGCACUCAUUCCAACUACAACGAACUGCAUGCAUUGGGAAGAAAUUAACAUAACAUCAGGCCAGUUUCUUUCAAGAUUUUUAGCAAACACAAGCUUCGAUGGUGUAACAGGUUAUAUUAAAGUAACAGACCCAUCUGUUAUCACUUCAGACAGUCAUUACUACAUCUGGAACCUACAGCUUGAUCCUAUUGGCAAGCCCAUGUGGACUCGCCUCGGGAGAUGGCACGAGGGAAAAGUUGUCAUGGACCAUGGGAUCUGGCCCAACAAGAUGCAGAAGCAAAAGAACGGCAGUGGCACAUCUCGGUUGCACUUGAGAGUGGUGACACUCAUUGAACACCCUUUUGUAUUCACUCGGAGUGUGGAUGAUGAUGGCCAUUGUCCUGCUGGUCAGCUCUGCCUGGACGCCCUCACAAACGACAGUGCUGUCAUCGAGAGCCUCUUUGAGAACUUAAAGUCAGGGAAUGAUUCUGUGCCUAUUGAGUACAAGAAGUGCUGCUAUGGUUACUGCAUUGACCUCCUGGAGAAACUGGCAGAGGAUAUGAACUUUGACUUUGAUCUGUACAUUGUCGGUGACGGGAAGUACGGUGGCUGGAAGAACGGCCGCUGGACAGGCUUGGUCGGUGAUCUGCUCAGCAACGCCGCACACUUAGCUGUCACCUCCUUCAGCAUCAACUCGGCCAGAAGCAAAGUGAUCGACUUUACCAGCCCCUUCUUCUCCACCAGUCUGGGUAUCUUGGUGCGAUCAAGAGACACGGCCGCCCCCAUCGGAGCUUUCAUGUGGCCUCUGCACUGGUCCAUGUGGGUGGGGAUCUUCGUGGCUCUCCAUGUCACCGCUUUAUUCCUCACGCUCUACGAAUGGAAGAGUCCUUUUGGAAUGACUCCAAAAGGAAGAAAUAGAAACAAGGUGUUCUCCUUCUCUUCAGCCCUCAAUGUCUGCUAUGCUAUAUUGUUUGGCAGGACAGCAGCCAUCAAAACCCCCAAAUGUUGGACAGGAAGGUUUCUCAUGAACCUGUGGGCUAUAUUCUGCCUGUUCUGUUUAUCGACAUAUACAGCUAAUCUUGCUGCUGUAAUGGUAGGGGAGAAAACUUAUGAAGAGCUUUCAGGAAUUCACGACCCUAAGCUUCAUCACCCAUCCCAAGGCUUCCGUUUUGGAACAGUUCGGGAAAGCAGUGCAGAGGAUUAUGUGAAGAAGAGUUUUCCAGAGAUGAAUGAAUAUAUGAGGCGGUACAAUGUACCAACAACACCAGAUGGUGUGAAAUUCUUGAAAAAUGAUCCUCAAACACUUGAUGCCUUUAUCAUGGACAAAGCGCUGUUGGAUUACGAAGUCUCCAUUGAUGCUGACUGCAAGCUUCUAACUGUUGGAAAACCUUUUGCUAUAGAAGGGUAUGGAAUUGGCCUUUUGCAGAAUUCCCCAUUGACAUCAAACAUUUCGGAAUUAAUUAGCCAGUACAAGUCUGACGGGUUUAUGGAUGUGCUUCAUGACAAAUGGUAUAAAGUUGUGCCGUGUGGAAAAAGAAGCUUUACUGUGACGGAGACUUUACAAAUGGGUAUCAAGCAUUUCUCCGGCCUCUUUGUGAUGCUCUGUAUUGGCGUUGCUGGUUCCCUUUUCGCAACAGUUGGCGAGCACAUCAUCUAUAGGCUGGUUCUUCCACGGAUCAAGAGGAAGCCAAGGCUGAAGUACUGGCUCCAUACAAGCCAGAGAUUUCAUCGUGCUUUGAAUACAUCCUUCAAUGAUGAAGAGUUUCAGCACAAAUUGAAUCGACUGGAAAAGAGGUGUAAUGUAAGAAAUAACCGGCAAGUUGUGUGGAACACAGCCACCCAUGCAAGCUGGAACAAACAGAAAUAUAUUUUCAAAGACGAUCAACAGCCUGAAAUAAGAUUGAAGUCCUCCGAGGCAGAGGUUCUGCCUUCACUGGCAAAGGAGCUGCCUCGUGCCAUCAAUUCCAAUGGCAAACCUGAGCCACUUGUGAAAGCCAGGCAGUCAGUCAUUCAUGAGCUGACAGAAUUAGAGCAGCAGAUUCAACUCAUCAAACAAGAACUACAAAAAGCAAUGAAUAGGAAAAAUGAAUUGGAGGAGUAUCAGAGAACAGUCAAGAAAGCAGAACCAUAAAAUGGGAACUGGUUAAAACAAAUGUUGACAAAAACUCUAUUUUUUUCUGAACUUUCCCCUCUUUGUAGAGUUGUAUUUGGCAUAAAAACCAUGAUACAUAGUCAGUUUCUCCCCAACAAAUGCAGUCACUGCCUUGUCCAAGAGGAGAAGCUAGAACUCGUAUCAGAAUUCCACGCUCGAUUUUAAUUUCUUCUUAUUCAUCUCAAAAGACCCAUAAACACCAAGGUUAGCAGAAGAGAUCUUGUGGGGAAUUAUAUACAGCUUGGUCACAAAUUAAUAUUUAGUUAACCUGCACUGUAGGUGCAGCCUUUUCUAAAACCUCUCAGUUCCUAUCAGGUGAUCAGAAAAGAAGCAGCCAAGAUGAUAUUGGACUAUUUUGUAAACACCAUGGAUUCUUUACUGAUUGUAACAUUUGGUGAGCUUUGGUUAAAGCAAUGUACACUGCCAGAAACUUACAAGUUGGAUCAGUGAAACCCAUCUCUUUAGUGAACCACCAGUCAGGACUAAUGAGGUCCCUUAAGACUUUGUGUAGGAUGUUGUACACUGGAAACAAUGAAAGCUUUAAAUUAUUGUGUAGCUUUUCAUAUUGACCUGCCUGACAGUCUGUGGGGACGUGAAUCUGUC